AUGGGUUAAAAUCAAUCUUAACCAGUUUAAUAGAAAUAAGAUUAUGAAAAAUAUUGGACUUUGAUCUAAAAUGGUGUGUAAAAAAAGCUUGAGUAUGAAGAAUUUUAAAGAUAAAGAAAUUUAUAAAUAUAAGCGGAACUUAAAGAAAAAAAGCAAAAAUAAGAAUUACAAAAGUAAUAAAACUAAGAAAUAAGUCAAAGAUAAUAGAUUUAAGAAGUAUAAAAGAUAGAAUAAAGAAUAGUAUAAUAAUAACCAAUAAUUAACAUUCCAUCUUAAGUAAUGAAUAAAAAAAUGAAUGAAGCUAAGCAAGAAGUACACAAAGAAAAAAAAUUAGAAGUUUUAAUACCUAAUGAAGUAAUUAAUCAGAAAUGUUAGACAGUUUAAUAAAAAGAAAUAUAUAAAAUCAAUAAUAAUAUUGUAAUAUGGAAUCCUUAAUAAGAAAUUUAAUUAAUUAAAAAUCGAAAAAAAUUUCAAAAUGAAGUUCAAUAAAACAUUUAAGAUUUAAUUCCAUAAAAUGUAUAAAAUCAUUUUAUACAAAAUACAUAAAAAGGAUUCAUAUAAAAUGAAGUCCCGUUAAAUAUUUAAGAUGGAUUCAAUUAAAAUAUUUAAGAAAGAGCCACAAACAAUACAUAAAAUUAAAUGAUAUAAUAUAUAUAAAAGGAAGGAGAAGAAUAUAACUAAGAUUAAGUCAUAUAAAAUCAAAAAGAUAACGAUUAAUCAAAUGUAUAAGCAAAAAAUAAUUAACAAAAAAAAGUUUAAGAUACAUAAGUUUAAGUUGAAUAACAAAUGGAAAAUGAUAAAUGUUAAAACAUUAAUGAGGAAUGUAUUUUGAAAAGGUGUUUUAUGAUUGAUUCUAAAUAAUUAAAAAUUGGUUAAUUAUCAGCUUAAUUUUUGAAUAAAAUAAAAGUGAUUACUAGUGAUAUCAUAUUAGAUGAAAUCAUAUAUAAAGUCAUAAAUACGACUCAAAUAAUGUAUUCUCAAAGGGUAACUUGGUUAAUCAAAGUAUUAAUUAAAUUAUCAGAAUGUAAAAUAUAAUAACAAAAUGCUAUAUUUUAUGAAGGAUAAAUUUCAAAAGAACUUUUGAUGAAAUUGAUAAAUGCAAUUCUUGAUAAAAUUGUAAGUGCAGUAGCAAGACCAUAAAAAUUAGAAUGGACAAAUGAUAGAGAAGAUAUUAAUAAAUUUAAUAGUAAUGAAAAUUAAAUAGCUACAUAAGUAUAUGAUAUGAUGUUUGGAUAAUAAAUUUAAAAAAAAUUAGAUGUUAGUUUUGAUAAUUUAGACUAUCCAGCUCUAAAUUAUUUAUUAACAUAUCUUGAUACUAAAUGUUAAACUUAAGAUGCUUUAAGAUUUUUAGAAUUAAUUACAAAAAGAGAACUACUCAAAUGUUACAAAGUAAAUUUAAAUGAUUGUGUUGAUUAAUAAAGAGCUUUAGAAUUGUUAAAUAAAUUAUCUUUAUAUCCAAAAUUAACAGAACUUUUAUUGGAAAAUAGUUGGGCUUUUGGAAAAUUUUAAUAGUUCACUACAGGUAGAGAUAUAUAGAAAUAUUCCAUUUUUGGCUCAAUUUUAUGUUUAAGUACAUUUCCGAGAGAUUUUCCUGAAGUAAAAUCUAUUUUUGGUAAUCAAGCCUAAAGCUUAUAAAUGUAUUAAGAAUGCUAUAGAGGUCCAAUUUAUGAUUUAAUUAAUAAAAUGGCUGAUAUAUUCUUAAGAAUUAUAAGAAGAGGGAAAGAAGCUUAAUUAUAAUUAUUUACUUUUGUUAGUAAACUAAUUGAAAUUAAUCUUGAUAUUGAAAAAGUAACUUAAAAAGAAAAAUAUGAAAAAUGUUGCUUUUAGGGUUUGAUGUUCAAUUUAUAAUAAGUGUUAUUGGAGAUUUUUAAUCCUUUUAUUUAUAAUAAUGAAUAAGCUAAUGCUAAAGUAAACAAAAUAAAUAAAGAUCUUCUUGCUUAUAUUAAAGAUCAUCCUCUUUUAGCUAAAAUUUAUUAAAAUGCUAAAUAAAUGGCACCAUAAAAAACAGCAUUUAAACCAUUAGAUAAAUAUCCUGAUGUCGAUCCUAUGACAUUUUUAUAUUUAUUAAUUUAAAAGAUUAAUUCACUUCAAUAACAUAUGAUUAUUGAUUAUGUUUUAGCAUAUGUAUUUUUGUAAUAUGACCAAAAAAUUUUUGGAAAUAAUUCUAAAUUUACUUAGGAAAGUAAAGUAGAUAAAGCAACUUAUGAUACAUUAUUGCUUCAUCCAAAAAGUGUAUAAAAUACAAUUUAAUUUUUAUCAUUUUAAAGUAAAGUUGCUUUAAGUUUACUUGAUGAGAAUUGUUAACCAAAAUAUCCAUAUGGAUUAUUAUCUAAUUAAUUUAUGCAUGAUAGCUUUAAUUAUUGUUUUAUUUACAAUUCUAAUGAUUUAGCUUUAGAUUAUUUAGAUGAAAUCAUUUCUAUUUGUGAAUUAACUAUUAUUACUAUGAAAUAUAAUGAUUUACUUGAAGAUAUACAUCUAAGAGUACAAGGAAUGGAGUUAUUUUAUAUUUUUAAUGAUUAUGUAUCAUAAAAGAAUAAUAAAACAAUAGAAAAGUCUUAUAAAAUAUUUUCAGAAAAUAAAAUUAUAAAAGAUUAUCUUAUUGAUGGUCUUAUGAAUGCAUAUAUUGAUCAUGAUAGAGUUAAAGUCAGUAACAUUAUACCUCCAAAUAGAUUUAAAUAAGCAAUUUCUGAAUUGUUUACAUACAUUUUGACAACUCAUAAAGAUAUAUAUGAAAAGAAAUUUUUAAUGUACAUUAAGGUAAACUCAAAUACAUAUUAAAAAUUUGCAUUUGUCUACAUUAAUGAUAUAAAGGAAAUUUAUGAAUAAUGUAUUUCAAAGACGAAAUAGUUAAAAGAAGACGAAAUUAAAUUAAACAUUUAAAUAAAAAAGUUAUACAUAAUAAGAAAAGUAGUUAUUGAUUAUUUUAACUAUCGAUUAUCAUAUUUAGGAGAAGAGAUGCCUUUAGGAUUGGAAGAGUUUGGAAGAGAUAUUUAUAAAUAUAAUAUCAUUUACAAAAAUAGAGUCUUGCGCAUUUUUGAUAGAAGAGACUCGAUAAUAAUUUGGUCAAAAUUUAAAUUACAUUUUAGAAAAUUUGAAUAGUAAAGAAAGUGA
Molecule: messenger RNA, 3111 nt
Organism: Paramecium sonneborni
Lineage: Eukaryota; Ciliophora; Oligohymenophorea; Peniculida; Parameciidae
Source: the annotation of a GenBank genome assembly